AUGGUAAGCCAUAACAAAUUCGCUUACAGGUCAGUACUAGCAUAAGAUAAUCUGAUCCUAAGCAAAUACUCUAAGUAAAGCACUGGCUCCAACAACCCGAAUGAGAACAAUGAUGAUCCCCACCUAAAUUUGAACCUAGGAAUAAAUUCAGUGAUCAUCUCAGCAAUCAUCAUAGCAAUUACAUCCACCAAGAUAGUGGAAAUGAACUAGAUUAAAGCAAGAGAAAGAUCAAUUCACCAAGUAAAAUUAAAUCUUAAAUAUCCUUUUUAAUAUAGAUGCAGCUAAGUAUUCAUAAUCUCCUGCUUCGUAAAUGGACCAUUAAUCAAGGCAGUCGAUAAAAAAACUAGAACUUCAAUCAAAUUUUACCAGGCAUAGCCUGCAACCAUAAAUUCAGAUCUUUAAUUCUACUAAUGGAGGGGGAUCUAUGCUGAAUCCAGUUAGUACAAAAGGCCAGCUUCAAUUUAUACUGGAAGAUUGAGUUAACAACCACAUCCAUCGUCAAUUUAAGAACUAGACUCAUUAAGCAAGACUUUGACAGCAGGGUCAAAGAAAUAACGGAAGACUAGUGUCAAUAUUGGAGAAUUGCAUUUUGAAAAGUAAUUAGUUCAGGAAUUUGAAUACUAUGAGUCAAAUUCAGAGGAGGAUCUUAGUAGUCCUACUCUAGAGGCUAAAUUUUCACAUAGAUUGAGGUAGUAAAGAUAAUCUAUUUCAUAAGCUAAUCAAAUGAUUGACCUUGAGGAGCCUGGAUACAAGCAUAUAGACACCUAUAAGUCCCUUUAGAAUUAUUUUGGCACAAAGCUAAGAUCUCAAUUGGAUCCUAAAAUGAAGCCGUAAACAUUUGAGAUAGAUCAAAAUGGUAUUCCAAUGAGGAAAAAUAAUACUUCCUCUUUCAAGUAGAAUGAAAACAUUCAUCAAUCACACAAAGAUGAAGAUGAUAUAGAUGAGGAUUAGGAUAAUGAUUUGGUGACUCCUGGUAAAAAUGUGAAGUAAAAGAAGAAAAAAAUGGAUGAAGUAGAGGCUGCUAAAUAGUUCAUUUUACAGUCAGCAAAUCCUUUUGGUAUAAAGCUUGAUGCUAAUAAGAGAAGGAAUGGCUUAAUGAAGAAUAAAACUAUCAAGACUGAAAAGCUGAAUGGAGCUAAUGACCUCUUAGGUGAGGAAAGUGAUGACUCUGAGGAGUAAGAAGAGGAAGAUAGCUUGAAAAGUGAUAUAAACACUGUGGAACUAAAUAGGAUGGAUUCUUAGCCAUUUAGAAGUUCAAGAACUGGUAAUAUGAACAUUUAAAGAGGGAACAGUAAGUUUAAAAGGCAGCAGAUGAAAAUAUCGAAGAAACCCAUAAAUGAGGAUAGUAAGUAAAAGCAAAAUAUAGACAGGAAAAAGAGCAGAAUACUUAAAAGGAAGCAGACUUUGUUUAAGGGUGAAAAUGGAGGAAAUGGAUAUGACGAUAAUGAUGUGUUGAAUGAUCAGAUAAUAAAAGAUAGUCAGAAGUUGAGGGACGUAUAUAAGUUCAAAAAAUUUAUUAUUCUGCCAGAUGAUGUUUUUAAAGAAAGAUGGGAGAUAACAAUCAUGCUGCUUCUACUAUUCACAGCAAUAGUCACUCCUUAUAGAAUAGCUUUUACAGACACAGAUGAUGCGGUGUGGUCAGUUAUUGAUAAUUUGACAGAUGGGACCUUCUUUGUUGAUUCAAUCCUUUAAUUCUUUACUGCUUAUCAAAAUAGUGACGAGGAGUUAAUUCACGAUAGAAGAUUAAUUGCUCGGAAAUAUAUCAAAUCAUGGUUCUUGAUUGAUUUGCUGUCUGUUAUGCCAAUAAAUUAUAUGCUAUCCUUUGGGGAUUUUGCUUCCUUAGCCAGACUUGCAAGAUUGCCUAAACUCUAUAGACUAAUUAAGAUGGCUAAGCUCUCAAGAUUGCUAAAGGUAAUUAAGGAACGCAACACUAUUUCAAAGUAUCUUAACGAGGUCCUAAAAGUAUCAGUUGGUUUUGAGAGAUUGUCGUUUUUCGUUUUGAUUUUUGUGAUAUCCGUACAUAUUACCUCCUGCUUCUGGGUUAUUUUAGCAGAUCUUCAAGACAAUGUAUAUGAGACAUGGGUUUAUAGAUCAAAUAUGCAGGACGCCUCAGACUCUGAGUUAUAUCUCGCAGCAUUUUAUUACACAAUCGUAAUAGUUACUACAAUUGGGUAUGGUGAUAUCACUGUAAGAACGCCAAUUGAAUAGGUCUUUUGUAUUAUGCUAUUAGUUGUUGGAGUAGUCUCUUUUUCAUUCGCUAUUGGUAGUUUAUCGUCAAUCUUAUCAAGUCUUGAUGCCAAAGCUGCUAAACUUAAAGAAAAGUUAUAAAUACUCAGUGAAAUCUAGUCAGAGUACAAGAUACCAUAUGACUUGUUUAGGAGACUUAGACUAGCUUUAAGAUACGAUCAUUCCAAGAACUCUUAGGAAUAGCUAAACUUUUUGAAUGAGUUGCCUUAAAAUCUUAAGGUUGAGCUAUCAUUGGUGAUGCACUCUGAACUAAUCAAAUCAGUGAAAUUUUUCAAAAAGAAAGAGCCACAUUUCAUUGCCUUCGUAGGACCAAUGCUAAAGCCUAUCAAGGUUGAAAAAGAUCAGUAUGUUUAUAAAGAGGGUGAUCCCAUUGACGAAAUUUACUUCUUAGUUUCUGGCCAGGCUGGCUAUGCACUGCAUUAGCAUGACAAUUUAGUCUAUUUGAUAAUUGACAAAGGCUAUUAUUUUGGAGAAAUUGAUUUCAUUCAUUUUGAUGAAAAUGGUGAGACUGAUGGCAAGAGAAAAUUCUCAGCUAAAGCUAUUGAGGAUUGUGAUCUAUUAGUUCUUAACAAGCAUGAUCUGUUGGAAGCAGAUUAAGAAUUCAAUGAUGUAUUUACUGAGCUUUUUAAGAAUGCAAUGCAUAGGCUUAAGCGAACUAUCAAGAUUAAAAAGGACUCAAUUAAGUUUUUUGAAAAAUAAUAAAAGCUUAGACAGCAUUUUCAUGAAGAUGGUUCUUCACACUAAGAUGGAGAACCUUCUGAGAAAAAAGUUUUUAGAGCUAGACUCUCUUAGGCUCCAAAAACCAGAUCAGACUUUUUAUUUCUUCAAUAGAAAACCGAGAAGUUCAAUAAAAUUAGAAAGCAGUAGGGAAUAAACUAAACUCCUAGUCUAUAAAACUAAAAAUCAUUGAUGCUUAAUAUGCAGUAGAUUGAUGAUGGAGAGCUUGAUAUAGCUUUGGGUACAAGCAGCGAUUCGCAGCAUGAGAAUUAAGAGACGAACCUAUAGAAAAGAAUAAGUAGACACGAUAGUAUUUUAAUGAGCACUUUGAACAAAAGCGACAGAGUUAAUAAUGAGAUAAUAAUGAAAACUGCAAAUUUUCUAAGUAGAUAGAAUUCUAAAUUCAGUUAGCUAAGUAAAAAUAUCAAGUAAUUUGAAGAAGAUAAGGAGAAUAACUCAAACACCCUUCAUAGUAAUAAUGAUUUGGUUAGUCAAACCUCAGAGGAAGAGAAAAAGCCUUAAUCUAUUCGAAAUAAGAGAGACUCAGUUUUGACAUUGGGUUCGAUAGCCAAGAGUCAAGGAAUAAUUUUCAGAAAGGGGACAUAAGAUAAGGAUAUAGGGGUAAUAUAGAAGCAGAAAACUAAAACUCCUUCCAAUGCUCAGCAGCUAGUUUCAUAAGCCAUUCAUGGGCAGGAAAAGCUAGCACCCAGCUCAAACAAAGUGCUGAAUAUGUUUGCCUAGAGAAUUCAUGCUAAUAUUGGAAAGAACAGCAUAAGUUCUGCAAACAAUAAUAACAAUGAGCAAUAAGUAAUGACUGAGUCAUCUGAUGAUAAGCAAGGUGAACUUAGAUGGAAUGUACUAAAAACAGCUCUGAACAAGAAAGUGCAGCUAGUCAAGCAAAACCAGUUCUAAGCUCCUAUCUCCACUCAUGGUAAUUAGAUUCAAUUAUUGAGAUAAGGUUCAAAUAAACAUAUACUUCAGUAAAUGGUAUCUCACAAUAGAGAAUCACUAAGCAGUCAGCUUUAAUAGCAUUAAUAAUAACUACAAUAGCAAUAGCAGGCAAAUUAGUAACAGUAGCAGUAAUAGCAGUAGCAGCCCUAGCCAAUAUUCAAUUAAUUGCUAGCUUUUCGAGGCGAUUCAAAUAACAUCAGUACAAAUUUUAAUUCUCAGGCUGUAAGUUAGAGAGAUCAUAUCCUGCAGAUUUAGGCAAAUAACAAGCAGAUGUUUGCCUAAGUUAAUGAAAGGAUAGAUAAAUUUGAGAAUACCAUUGAUAAGAUUAAUAAUCUCAUUUAGUUACUACAGACUAAUCAGCAGGCGAAUCAGUAGCAUACGGACAAUAUUAAUAAGACAAUGACUAACUUCGCUAACUCAAUUAGUCUCAAUACCACUAGUGCGGCAGUGGCUGCAGUUGGUCAGCCUAAUGUCACUAGUUAAAGCAUGCAUCAGAAUAACAAUAGCUCAAUGAAUAUGGAUAACCAAAAUCACCCCAUUCAUAAUACUCAUUUCAAAGAAAUGAUAAAGAAGGUUCUCAAGGAAGUAUAUAACUAGAAAAACAAUUAAAAUGGAUCGAAUGGAUAAUCUCAAUAAUGA
Messenger RNA from Stylonychia lemnae, 4554 nucleotides. The record is from the annotation of a GenBank genome assembly. Lineage: Eukaryota; Ciliophora; Spirotrichea; Sporadotrichida; Oxytrichidae.